Messenger RNA from Antechinus flavipes (yellow-footed antechinus), 1309 nucleotides. It is a transcript of the gene IZUMO1, whose product is annotated as izumo sperm-oocyte fusion 1. Gene Ontology annotation, biological process: fusion of sperm to egg plasma membrane involved in single fertilization; heterotypic cell-cell adhesion; sperm-egg recognition. The record is from RefSeq and is a predicted model, not a curated record. Gene Ontology annotation, cellular component: plasma membrane; acrosomal membrane. The transcript has 10 exons. Lineage: Eukaryota; Metazoa; Chordata; Mammalia; Dasyuromorphia; Dasyuridae. Gene Ontology annotation, molecular function: signaling receptor binding; protein binding involved in heterotypic cell-cell adhesion. Bases 1 to 1293 code for a protein of 430 amino acids.
AUGGGUGAUGUAGUUAAGGCGGCGCGCCUGCAAGGGACGCGCCCAGAGGAGCCCCGUUGGGGAUCCCCUGGGGCUGUGCUGAGUUUCAGCCGCAGGGGCCGUCUCCUCCGCUCCGCGCUGCCCCUGGGACUCGUGGUCUUGGGCCUGGUCCUGAGCUCGCGCCGAGCCUGGGGAUGCGUUCUCUGCGAUCCCGCAGUGGUGGCGGGCCUGCGAGACCUGGAGCAGGAGUACCUGCCCAGUCACUUGGACGUGGAGCCCAAAGUUCUGCAGAUUUUCGUGAGCCGGUUGGAGGAGACCGUGCGCCAGUUCAUCGACCUGCCUUUUAACCCGGAUUCCUACCAGGGCCUUAUAGAUGAGCCCACGCUGAGCAAAGUAUCCUGGGACUUCCUGAAGGAGCUGAAGCGAAUCAGGGACAGCAACCUGAAAGACAGUUUCCUCUUGAAGGAGCUCACCUGGACGCUGCAUAUGCAGAAGGAGAAUUUUGCCCGUAUGGUCGCGGAAUUCCAGAGGGAAAGUUUUUGCCCUAACAAAUGCGGUCUCAUGAUGCAGACCCUCAUCUGGUGCUUUGGGUGCGAGAAACAGGUGCACACCUGUCUCAAGUCUUUCGACUGCGGGGAACAAUACGUGCGGGUGUCCAAGAACGGGGACAUGGUCUUGGACUGUGAGCUGAGCUGGCAUAAAGCGGCCGAGGGGCUCACGGACUACCAGUUCUACCGGGUCUGGCCAAACGACUCGCAAGUCCUCAUCAGCCGCGGCCAGGACCCCGCCCUCACCAAGCCCAUGGUGUCCCUGGAAGACGCGGGCGUCUAUCGCUGCAUCCUGGGCACGGUCCGCGAGCAGAACCCCGCCACCAUCAUCACCUACCACGUUACGGUUGACCCGGAGUCCGCCAGGGAAGAACUGUCGCCUCUGACUUCGACUUCGGUUCCGAAAAAGACGUUGGCGACGACUAUAAAAUUACCCGCCGCGUAUGAGCCCGGCUUUGGGGCCGAGGCCGACUCCGAGACCAGCUCGGAGCCUGAUCUCGGGCCGUGCACGGGGCAGGGAGAUAUCUUCGUGGACUCAGGCCAGAACGCCGCCAGAAUCCUGAACAUCACCCUCAUCGGGCUAGUGGCUGGUGGGGCGGCAGCGGUACUGGGGAGCCUGGCGCUGACCCUCUAUUGCGCCCGCAAGGCGGGUCUCAACCUGACCGGGAAACAAAGUCAAGGAAAGAGCAUCAGCCAGUAUUCCGGGAUGGAUCCUUCAGCGCCGGCGUCCGCAAGUUCGGUGCAGCCCUUACCUGUCAGUCAAUAAAAAUGUCUGCUCUUUU